AUGGGUGGUUCAUGGAGUAACAAUAAUAACAGAAACAGAAGAAGAAACAGUUACCAUGAACACUACCCACCUCCUCCUCCAACCUACUAUUAUCAAUACUCUUCUCAACCUCACCCUAUCAUGCCACAGCCACAGCCACAGCCUCCUCAAGGUUAUUUUCCUCCUCACUCUCAUCACUUCUACUCAAAUCUCCCUCACCAACCUUCCUACGAAGCAGCAGCCACCACAACAACAAAUACUCAACCGUUCGGAGUAGAUUUGAAUGUACAUGUUGCUCAACCACCGUACGUUGACCAUGAAACUGCAAAGAAGGUAAAGAAUGAUGUCAAUUUGCAUAAACAUACUCUACAGCUCCACGUGGAUCCCAACAAUUCCGAUCACCACUUGGUUUCCUUUGUUUUCGACGCUAUUUAUGAUGGCAGAAUUACAAUCCUUUACUUAGCGAAAGAAGAAGAACAUAAAUGUAGGUUUAUUCCUCUAUUUCCCGAAGCGUUUGAGCCGAUAACGUUCCCCUUCCAGAAAGGAGUUGGUCAGAAAUUCUGCCAGCCUUCAGGAACAGGAAUUGACUUAGGUUUCUUUGAGUUGGAUCAUCUUUCAAACCCUUCGCCCGAGGAAGAUGUGUUUCCACUUGUGAUAUGCGCCCAAACAACACCUUUGGCAGAUCACGAAACCCCCUCUAGUUCCUCUGUAGAUGCAUCCCCUCAUAUGCAAAUAACUCAAGCUGUUUUGGAGAAAACCAAUGGAACUGGUCCUUUUCAGGUUAAAGUAGUUAGGCAGAUUCUGUGGAUCGAUCAAGUUCGUUAUGAACUACGAGAGUUAUAUGGAAUUGGUAACUCAGCAGCGCCUGAUUUCGAUCGUAAUGAUCCUGGAAAAGAGUGUGUGAUAUGCAUGACUGAGCCCAAGGAUACCGCUGUCUUACCUUGUCGGCACAUGUGUAUGUGCAGCGAGUGUGCAAAAGCGCUGCGUGUUCAAUCAAAUAGUUGCCCUAUAUGCCGCCAACCUAUCGAGCAACUUCUAGAGAUCAAGAUAAACAACAACGACGAAUAA
Vicia faba (fava bean) is the source of this 1047-nucleotide messenger RNA. The record is from the annotation of a GenBank genome assembly. NCBI's taxonomy places the organism in Eukaryota, Viridiplantae, Streptophyta, Magnoliopsida, Fabales, Fabaceae.